Molecule: messenger RNA, 861 nt
Organism: Cyclocybe aegerita
Lineage: Eukaryota; Fungi; Basidiomycota; Agaricomycetes; Agaricales; Hemipholiotaceae
Source: the annotation of a GenBank genome assembly
AUGACGGUUUUCCAGUUGACUCGAAUAACUCUCCAUCGAUUCCUCCAAAGAUCACCGAUAUCGAGUUGCACUCGAAAAAUGUCGUUCCAAGCAGCCGUCUCCAGUUUGCGUUCCCCCAUUAAAGAGCUGGUUCUUUCAGUAUCAAAAGAUGGUCAAGAACUUAUCGGGAACGACGACGCCGACAAGAAGGAAGUUAUUGGAUGGAUAGAGAAAACCAGUCAAGGCACUCUGGCCACGAAGAAUAACCUGAAGGUCCUUGACAGCAUUUUGGUGCCAAAGACCUACGUCGCAACGAACUACCUCACUGCCGCUGAUGUCGCGUUGUAUGGCGCUUUGCACCCAAUUGUCAAAAAGCUCCAAUCUUCCGAAUAUUACGCUGUGCCCUCAGUAACGAGGUAUUUCGACCACAUCCAGUCGGCACCGACAGUACGGGCCUCUGCAGAUACCCUUGGAGACGAAUUUUCACUGCUUCCUUUUGACAUUGACAACGCUCCCAAAGCCGAGAGGAACGCGGAACCCCCUAAGAAGAAGGAGAAAGCACCAAAAGCCCCUGCACCCGAGAAAGAGACGCCGGCCCAAACGCCCGGAACCGCAACCCCUGCUGAAGUGUCAUCAUCGUCCGCACCCACAGACAAACUGCAAAAGAAGGAUAAGAAGGAGAAAAAGAAAGAGACGCAGCCAGAGGCUAGCGGCAGCAAGAAGUCUGGCGGCAAGGCGCAGGCUUCGGAUGAUGGGGAACCAGUCCCCUCCAUGAUCGAUCUUCGCGUUGGACAUAUUGUUGAUGUGAUCAAGCACCCAGAUGCUGACGGCCUUUACAUCGAGGCAUGUGCCACUGCCAGGUUUCCGAAGAAAUUGUUCUGA